Messenger RNA from Pocillopora verrucosa, 1713 nucleotides. Lineage: Eukaryota; Metazoa; Cnidaria; Anthozoa; Scleractinia; Pocilloporidae. The record is from RefSeq and is a predicted model, not a curated record.
AUGGCCUGGUUCAUCGUUCAAGAACUGAAGGUUAAGAAGAAUGAAACCGUCAUCUUCUUGUCGGGAAUGGAUACGUUUGAAAAAUCAAGGAAGAUGGCUGAAGUUCUAAGAUUCGUUUGUGAGUUGUCAUCAGAUGCUGUCGGCAUUGUUUUUGAUCAUCUACAUUAUAUCGCAGAGAAAGAAGGUCUCACAAAUUACAAUUUCACUAGGACGCCUGCAGACGAAGAUUUGUCUGGUAAACAAUGCGCCUUUAUUAAACUCUGUGUCGAUUGUUUGUUCUGUUGUCCGGCCUCAAACAGACCAGCUGUGUAUUCUGCAUUUCUCUCAUGUGUUAACCAUGUUGUAAUACUUGAUAAGAAACACUCGUCUAUUGCUGCCAAAACGCACUUCUUCAAUAACACCGACAGCUCUCCAAACUAUUUAUUUUACUCACGUUGGAACACUAAUUAUGAUGAUCUUCUAUCCAUAUGGUUUGACUUGAACGCGGUCGUUUUAACGUGCUCUGGAGAAAUUGAAGAUGUAAAAAAAUACGCCGAUUUACGCCAUGCGGACUUUUUCCUCAAAAAAAGCGAAAAGAGAAUCUUUAUCUAUCUUCAUCGCAUAACAGAUAAAGUACUUCACUCUAAACUGCUUUCUGAAUUGAUCUCAGCGCCGGUUUGUCCUUCUCAGCCACCUGUGGAUAAUCUGGGAAAGAAUGAAGACAACGACAUUGCGCUUUCUUUGACUGAGAACAGAUCUGACCAGACACAACAACAUUGUGUGUCACUGGUGAGAGAGGUUAAUUUAUUCGUGAAAACAGUUGAGGAUUUUGUUCUGUUGAAGAACUUGUUGCCUUUAGUAACAGCUCCUCGAGAUAUUGCUAUAUGGGGGAGCGUGACAGAUACCUUGGAAGGUAAUUCGAUUGAGAGCGCGAUUUACGAAAUUAAUUUUACUGACAAUCUCCACAAAUUAGAACUUUCCUAUCUCGAUCUAACAGGAAAGUGUGCUGCUUUUAUUGCUGAGUCACUGCACCACUCUCCAAACUUGCAUGAGCUCUGCUUGUCAAGGAACCCCUUACACAGCGGUGUGAGUCAUUUGGCUGAGAAUCUUCAUCACGUGCCACAGUUGACUGAGUUAGAGUUAGUUGAAGUACAAAUGGGAGAAAAGGAAUGUGCUGCACUGGCUUCCUCACUACAGUACUUAAACAAGUUAGAAAGACUGAUUAUAUCAGAAAAUGCAUUGGGUCACGGGAUUAUUGAACUGGCCAAGAACCUGAACAGUGUACCUACUCUGACCUCACUGGACCUGAAGAACACAAAUAUGGGUGAAGAUGAAGCAUCAGCACUGGCUCGUGCACUGAAGGAUGCACCAGAGCUGAGAUAUCUUAGUUUAGGGUCCAAUCCACUUGGCAGAGUAGUCAGGGACCUGGUCCAGCACCUCAGUAGCGUUCCUAAACUGAAGUCCCUGAAUCUGGAUGGUGUUCCGAUGACAAAGACAGAGCUUAAAAUGCUGUUUUCAGCCUUAAAUGGAAGAGAAAUUACAUUGUAUACCGAUUACCAUGUAACUGAUCUGGCAGGUGGAGAGUGGAUCAAUCGACUUCUUACAAAAGCUGAGCUGAAAGAAAGAAGAAUAAGGUUCAGAAAAGAGCUAGAUGAUGAUGAUGAUGGUGACGAUUACAGAAGAAAGGACAUGUUUUGUGUUCAUACAGUUGUACCAGCGAACACUGAAAAGUGA